This is a messenger RNA of Erpetoichthys calabaricus (reedfish), 1897 nucleotides long. RefSeq names its product CXXC finger protein 5a (gene cxxc5a). The transcript is spliced from 3 exons. The record is from RefSeq and is a predicted model, not a curated record. Bases 475 to 1299 code for a protein of 274 amino acids. Gene Ontology annotation, cellular component: nucleus. Gene Ontology annotation, molecular function: zinc ion binding; methyl-CpG binding. Lineage: Eukaryota; Metazoa; Chordata; Cladistia; Polypteriformes; Polypteridae.
CUCGGAGCCUCAGUCUGUGCAGCUCGAUCGAUUCUCAUUGAUUGUCCCUGACGAGCUGCUCCACUUUCCAGCCAAUGUCAGCCUGUCUGCGAUCGGGAAGGAGAGAAAUGAAGGAAAAUCUCUGCCGCCCUGGCGGUGUCAUUUCCACACACUUCAAUUGGCAGCCUGCCAGCACACAGGGCAGCGGCAAGAGGUGGACUGGACUCUAAUGGGAGGGAGAGGGGAGCUGGACGAGCCCUGCGUAUCUAUAUGGCACACUGACCAGUGGCAUCAUUUUUUUUUUUAUUGGGACCUCAUGGAAAGCAUAACUGCGCGAUCCCCGAUACCCAGGGAAUGCAAUCUCCUUGGAUAAAGGAUGCCCAUUAUGUCCGACAUUUAAACUGGAACAGAGGGCUUUCCGUUUAAGAGAGCAAUUUGUCAAAAGCAGCCAUUGUUUUACCUGCAGUUUGAAUUACUUGCCUCGAGUGUUGUAACAUGUCUAACGGUCAUCAAGAAGAAAGCAAAAAAGCAGAUGCAUUGGACAAAAGCAACGGCGAAGACGAUCAGACCACAACCACAGAAAGGAGAAACCGGAGUGGCAUAAUUAGCGAGCCUUUAAGCAAAAGUCUUAAGAAGUCCCGUACAUUGUCACAGUAUUCCACAGUUGGCACUGCCAGUUCUCUAAAUGGACAGCUACAGAAUGGAAUGACUGUAGGUAAUGGAAGCGAGGCGACCUCGGCUAAAAGUAACUCUACCUCCUCGACACACAAAAACAUCUCUCAAGUGCUGAACAAAUUGGACAGGGCUGUAGAAGUACCUUCAGAAGGACAGAAUGGUUUACACUUUGCCCAGGCUGCGGAGCUUCUCAAAAGGGCAGGGGCAGAACAUGUCCUUCUGCCUAACGAGCAAGGAGCGGGUAUCGGUGACAUCGAGUCUGUCAGUGUGACAGAAGCAAUGAACAGUCCUGCUGAUUUUCCUUACAUGGGUGGCUUUCCUUUUAAUCCUGGCCUUUUCAUCAUGACUCCCGCUGGCGUGUUUUUGGCAGACAGCGCACUGCACAUGGCUAGUUUGGCAGAGUACCCGAUGCAGAAUGAAUUGGCAUCUGCCAUUAAUUCUGGGAAAAAGAAAAGGAAAAGAUGUGGGAUGUGCCCUCCUUGCCGCAGACGGAUAAAUUGUGAGCAAUGCAGCAGUUGUCGGAAUCGCAAAACAGGCCACCAGAUUUGCAAAUUUCGAAAGUGUGAGGAACUUAAAAAGAAGCCUUCGGCUGCGCUGGAGAAGGUGAUGCUACCCACAGGAGCUGCAUUUCGGUGGUUCCAGUAGGAGAAUAAUUCCAAAGCUGUCAUCAAGUGCAAUGCCAUCUCUUGCUUGUAUUGUUUCAGGCAAGGAUAUUUGGCUGAAACGAAUGGAUGCACCUACUUUUCCUGAACCAAAAAUAAACAGAAGUCUAUGGCAACUCAUUCCUUUUUUUAUAUGUUCUGUUUGGUACCCUUUUUUUGUCUUUUUCCAGCAGUGAUUUUGAGAUGGAUCUGUACAUUGCCAAACUUGAGAAAUAACAGACUGAGUAUGGACAAUCAAAUCAUUUCUGUGUUUGGUGUUAAUGUUGUUUAUGUGUGGAAAGAUACAGUACUUGUGUAGAGAAUGUAAAUUUACAGCUAUAUUUUAAAACUAGUGGCUAAUGACAAGCACUAUUGUAAAUGAGCACCAUUAUUACUACUUACCACAUGCUCUGUAUUUUUUAUUUUUUUUUUUUUUUAUGGGGUGGGAUGGGUUAUUUUUUGUUACACCAGAAAGCUAUAAUUUUAUACCAUCCAAUGAAAUAUUUGUAAUUAAAAGAGAAAGUAACCUAAAUACAGUAUGUAGUUUCCCCUUUUCUGAUAGCAAAAAUUCGUCAAAUAUUACCCUUGCAUUAUUCAUCCAG